CCCCUCCCCCUUCCUGUGCUUCGUCAACCCCUAUUCUCCCUGCUUCAAAGUUUGACGUCACACAAAAGAAGACCAAUCAGAGCGCUCGAACUUCUCUGUUUUUCUUCCCUAGCUCCUCCCCUCCCCUGGUCCCUUAUAUAUCCCCCACCACUACAUUCAGCAGAGUGUACAAUGUGCUGCCAGAAAGCCAGCAGGCAGUGUACAGAGAAACAGCAAGAGAGGGAGAGAGAGAAGGGAAAAGUGCCAGAGCUGACUGCGAACGUGAUCCACGAGGCCAACGCUGCAGUCUGGUUUCAGGAUCAGCCCACACCAUCAGUAUGGGCUGUACACAGCCUCGGACCAACUCGGGGCAGGAAGCGCAGUCCCUGGAGGUUGGUGAUGCCAAAGUGCCCGAAGUGCUCUCCUCUCUGGAGCGGCUGUCCCAGGCCACUGGAGGCAUGGAGAAGUCCUGGUACCGCUGCAUCUUUCCCUUUGGAAUCAUCUCUUUGGUGAUCGGUGCAGCAGGAACUGGGGUGACCUACACUUAUAAUGACCUGCCUCAGACUAAAGUGGUGUCAGUUGUGCUGCUUGUCAUGGGUCUUUUGCUGUUGCUGAUGGCCACGACCUGUUGGACAGUUCACAAGAAGAAGAGAAGAAAAAAGAAAGAGGGUGGCUCUUUCACCUCUGAGCAGUGUCCCCUGUGAAGCACAUGGGGAGAACAGUGGACGGUACUUGAACGCAGAGACAUACCCAUGGCUGGCUGGGAAUUUAGGGGUUGACUAAAAGAACUGCCACUUCACUGCCUCCCUGCUCCAAAUCCCCUCAAAUCUUAAUCACAGAGUUUGGCUCAGCUCAUACCGGAGAGAACUUAAGCUGACAAAUCAUCGAGAGUGGAAGGACAGAUAGACAGGACCCUGAAUGUCUGUUUAGUCUGGAAAGUUUGGACCAUUUUGGAUUGACAAGGAGGGAUCACCAAUGCCUCGCAUGCUCUUUAAUCAUCAGACAGCAAGUGUCCAGUGUCAAAACAACCUCAGAGGAGACACACACAAAUAUGCCUUGCACACUACAUGCAUAUUUACACGCACGGAUACAUGGCCCUCGCAGUCCUCACUCACAUAUGCACUAGCAGUCACAGAGGGAGCUUGCCGGACACCUAACACGCUAUGCAGAGCUGCUGCCGGAGUCAAUGCUGUCGUCACUAGGCACGUCAGUCACAGCAUUCCUCUUGCCAGGACAGGUGACUCUCCAAGAGGCCAUAAGUGGGCCAAAGACGGCAACCUGAUACCCAGCUCAAAGAGCAGCGCACCCGCGUCAGUGGCCAGCGUCAUUCACUCGUCCUGUGACACCGCAGCAAUGUGUUGGAGGCUUUUUUUACGCAAUGGGAGAGUGGAACUUGAGUCCAGCAGGAUCUUGCUGGCAUCUGUGUUGACGAUGAGCUGGAGAGGGCAGAGGACCUGCUGGGGAAGUGGAAGAUGUUUGUGUGUGCUCAAAUAAAGAUUCUGGUGAACUAAAAAGACUGUUGGACCUUGGACUUCACUACUUAGUAGCAAGAUAUUUGCACAUAUAGCCAUGUCCAUGCCAAGCAAGACAAACUUCUAGUAAGCGACAUACUCUGAAAGGCCUUUUGUAACUUCAGCCUCACAUUACAAAGGAUGGGGGCACAGACUUUCUGACUGACUGAUUGUCCUCCUGUCAAUGUGCAAGCAUUUUCGCCCAGCCUAGUGUCUGAUUGGGGCACCUCAACCCUACACAGGGCAUGCCAGGAUUAUUGAAGGACACUACCCCGAGGGGACAUGCCACUGCAGGGAUACUUUGACUGAUCCUACUCCCCUCGGGCCCCUCCCUCUUGGUGCCUUGAGCAAGCACUCAUGGAAAAAGGCUCUGUCGCAUUCCCCCGUUUCCAUCUGAAGCCCCGAGAAUAUCCCCCCUCGCUCUCUCUCUCUUUCUAUUCCUCUCUCUCUCUCUUUACCCCGACACGAAUCUCCUUACCCAUCCCAUAGGCCUUCUGACAUCCACAGUUUCUGACUUGAUCCCAUUCAUUUUUGAUAUAUUCCAGGAGAAAAUGUGUACAGCCUUUUGACAUCUGAAUACACUAAAGAGCCCUAUAGUUCAGAAAUGGGUCAUUAUCACUAUGUGCCAAGGAAAGUGGAUUAUUUUCUCUCUCAUAGUGAAAAGAAUAUUCACUGAGAGUGACAAAUUCCUAUUCCAGUCUAAAAUUAUGCUUCAAGGCUGUCUCGUGAAUACUGAUGAAUGUUUUUGCUCUAAAUGACCCUGGGGUUUCCCUUACUUGUGCUUUCAGAGACAAUGAGUGAAUGUAGCUGCGCUGAGCUCCACAUCUGUGAAUACCUACUUUCUGUUAGUGUGGGGUCUCACAGGAUGAGACACACAACGGCAUUUUAUUCUUGUCUUAAAUAUUCUACUUUCUGUCGCUGAAUGUAACAAGGGAUGGAAAAUACAAAUCAAGGAAUUAGAAAGUGCAAUUAACGUAUGUAUGUAGAAUUGAAGGUGUCUGGCCAGUUCUAUGUGAAGGACUGUGUAGCAGCCCUAUGUACCCUUGAGAACAAUCAUUGAUCACGGUUGCAUUGAUUUUGGGUACCAGAUUAGUAACGCUUUGCUGAGUGAAAUCUGUCCAUGCAUCCAGGGGUAGCAGUUAACACACAAUGCCAAAGACCGUCCUGGGGGCCAGCUGCUUCAAUAGACAUGCAAUCGAUCGGCCCUUUCCCACACAUUUUCUGCGACUCAGAGUGCAUUUAGAUGUUCCUUUGCAUACUGAUCGUCAGCCAAACUCUGUUAAACCAAGAGAAGGAAGUAAAGAAAGGGAAGAAAUGGGGAAAUGACACGUAAUGGCAUAAAACAAAGCAGAACCUGUCAUUACUUUAACUUUUAUUUGGGAGUGGGGGGCUAUCCCUGCGCUCAGACUGGGAUCAGUUAUAAUGAACAUAGGAGUAUUAUUCUUGUUUUUGUUAUUUAGCAUACCUUAUUUACUGACAAAAAAUAGGACUAGCAUAGACCAGUCUAUACGCAAACCACUGUAUACGAUAAUGUUUUGCCAAAUCAGCCUUUAAUCUUUUGCUCAUAAAGCGUAAUUAUUAGUUUGUCCUUUUUUAACAAUGUAGUACAUUGUUGUUGCAUACUUGUACUUUCUAACUUUGAAGCUGUAUUGUGACAGUGUUUUAAUACAAAAAAGUGAUGGCAGGUGACCAGAAUUUGUUUGUUAAUGAUGUGAAGUGAUUUCCCUUCUGCCUUCUCAAAUAUUAAAGGGAAAAUCUACCUCUCUUUGCUGCGGGGAAAUAGAUCCCUCACCCAGUAGACAGCCAUGCUGUCUUCUAAUGCUGUUUGCCACUCCAGCAAGUGACCCAAACAAUGUCUGUGUGCCCUCUAAUAUUUGGUGCUGUAUAUAUGACAAUUUUAUAUUUCUACUGUAUAUUUCUACUUAUCUGUACAUCUUUUAAUUGUAUUAAAUAAAUGUUAUGUGAACA
Messenger RNA from Gymnodraco acuticeps, 3458 nucleotides. RefSeq names its product transmembrane protein 100. The record is from RefSeq and is a predicted model, not a curated record. Lineage: Eukaryota; Metazoa; Chordata; Actinopteri; Perciformes; Bathydraconidae. Gene Ontology annotation, biological process: cellular response to BMP stimulus. The coding region runs from base 318 to 683 and encodes 121 amino acids. The transcript is spliced from 2 exons.